GACCGCAUCCGGGAGAUCCGCAGGGCGCAGGCCCUCGGCCAGGGCGUGGUGUCCAAGCCGCCCGUGUGCCUUCCCGUGUCCCGCACGCUGGGGGACCGCGACUUCAAGGCGGCGUCGGGGAAGGCGCUCCUCAUCGCGACACCUGGGGUCAGGACCGUCCAACUCGACGAGUCGACCAAGUUUGCGGCGAUGGUGUCGGGCGGCAUCUCCGCCGUCAUGCAGGACAAGGACCUCGACGUCGUGGAGGAGCUGAACCUCCUCCACGACGCCAAAGACCCGGCGGCCGACGCGCGGGCUGGCUGCGGGGCCCUGGUCCAGGAGGCGUACAAGCGCGAGAGCCCGGAGAUUCCAACCUGA
This is a messenger RNA of Prorocentrum cordatum, 357 nucleotides long. The record is from the annotation of a GenBank genome assembly. NCBI's taxonomy places the organism in Eukaryota, Dinophyceae, Prorocentrales, Prorocentraceae.